AUGACGUCGGACCCCGAAAAGAGAGUCGAGGCGGCGGCCGAAUACCUCAAGCCUGGAGGUGCUGCUCCGCCGGGAGCCAUCCACCCUCCAGAGACAGGCACCGCACAGGAUGAUACCACUUCACCUGCAUCGUCCAGCAACCCAGCAUCAGAGAAGUUUCCUGACGAUGCAAAUGAUGUCGUCGUGGAAACGCCACGAGAUAAUGCAUCACCGCCCCAAGAGCCGGCUCUCGAAAAGCCCGCGCUGGACAGAACACAAUCCAGAGCCUCCCAAUUUUCAAAGAGCCGCACUAUCAUUAUCAUGUUCUCCUUGUGUGUGGCCUUGUUCCUGGCCGCCUUGGACGUCACCAUCAUCACCACAGCUUUACCUACCAUCGCCCAGCAUUUUCACGCCUCGGCUUCAGAUUACACCUGGGUCGGUUCUGCAUACCUACUUGCAAACGCUGCAAGUGUCCCUCUAUGGGGCAAACUCUCAGACAUCUGGGGCCGCAAGCCUAUCAUCACGUUCGCCAAUGGAAUUUUCAUGGCCGGAAGUCUGGUCGCGGCCCUGAGUAACUCGAUCGGUCUCCUUAUUGGGGGACGGGUGAUUCAGGGCAUUGGCGGAGGUGGUCUCAUAACACUGGUCUACAUCUGCAUAAGCGACCUAUUCAGCAUGAGAGAAAGACCCAAGUACUUUGGUAUCUUGGGCAUGGUCUGGGCCAUUGCCUCUGGAGUCGGUCCCGUUGUGGGUGGCGCUUUCACCGAGGGCGUCUCCUGGAGAUGGUGCUUUUACAUCAAUUUGCCGCUGGAUGGUCUUUCCUUGAUCCUGCUCACGUUCUUCCUUAAGCUGGACACUCCCAAGACACCCUUUUGGGAUGGGGUCAAGGCUAUCGAUUGGCUUGGUGUCGUCACGAUUGUCGGUGGAGUGGUCAUGUUCCUGUUUGGCAUGACCUCAGGAGGCACGACGAAACCCUGGGACAGUGCCUACACCUUAUGCCUGAUCAUUUUUGGGGUCUUCACCAUCGUCUUGUUCUUCCUAAACGAGUGGAAGCUGGCGAAAUAUCCAGUCAUCCCCCUUCGGCUAUUCAAGAACCGCUCCAACCUCGCAGCGUUGGGAGUCUGCUUCAUCCACGGCUUUGUCUUCAUUGCUGGGAGCUACUAUCUCCCGUUCUACUUUCAGACCGUGCUUGGCGCUAGUCCUAUUCUCUCUGGAGUGUAUCUUCUCACAAUGGUCCUCACGUUGUCCUUUGUCUCGACAGCCACGGGCCUAUACGUGAAGAAGACAGGUCGAUUCCGGGACCCCAUCUGGUUUGGCCUCUGCGUCAUGACUCUCGGUUACGGAUUGUUCAUCGACUUGCCAGCCGACAAGGAUUGGACCAAGAUUAUCAUAUACCAGAUCAUUGCAGGUAUCGGUGUUGGGCCCAAUUUCCAGUCUCCAUUGAUUGCAUUGCAAGCGCACAUCAAGGGUCACGAUAUGGCUGUCGCAACAGCGACAUUCGGCUUCACUCGCAACCUCUCCACUUCCAUCUCGGUCGUGCUGGGCGGCGUCGUCUUCACUAAUGAACUUUCCAAGAAGUACGCUAGCCUUGUCCCCGUCCUCGGAUCACAGCGCGCGAGACUUCUGACCUCCUCCUCCUUCGGCGCCACCACGUCCAUCGUCCGCACUCUCCACGGCCCCGCCCGCGCCGCCGUCGACAAGGCAUACACCGACUCGCUGAGGACAAUGUGGAUCUUCUACACGUGUUUUGCGGCGUUUGGGAUCUUCGUGAGCUUGUUCAUCAGGAAGAAGGAGCUGAGCAACACGCAUGAGAAGGCGAGGACGGGCAUUGAGGAGCAAGAGCGGGUCCGACAAGAGAUUUUGCGCGAGAGGGAGGAGAAGCAGAGGAGUAGGCGGGCCACUUUGGAAAAGGAUGUCGAAAAAGCUGCGACUUCUCCUCCAGCAACUGCUGCGCCUACAGGCGAAGGGCAGCACAGAUGA
Fonsecaea multimorphosa CBS 102226 is the source of this 1956-nucleotide messenger RNA. RefSeq lists its product as uncharacterized. The record is from RefSeq and is a predicted model, not a curated record. Gene Ontology annotation, biological process: transmembrane transport. Gene Ontology annotation, molecular function: transmembrane transporter activity. The transcript has a single exon. The coding region runs from base 1 to 1956 and encodes 651 amino acids. Lineage: Eukaryota; Fungi; Ascomycota; Eurotiomycetes; Chaetothyriales; Herpotrichiellaceae.